Molecule: messenger RNA, 1400 nt
Organism: Megalops cyprinoides (Indo-Pacific tarpon)
Lineage: Eukaryota; Metazoa; Chordata; Actinopteri; Elopiformes; Megalopidae
Product: NF-kappa-B inhibitor alpha-like
Exons: 6
Coding region: 21-962 (313 amino acids)
Molecular function (GO): protein binding
Source: RefSeq, a predicted model, not a curated record
GACUCACGAUAGUACGUGAAAUGGACGCCUAUCCUGUCUACAACAGUAACCCAAUGGAUUAUGAUAUCGAUAAUGUGGAUCCCAAACAUGGGAAGAUGCCUUGUGCCGAAGAACGCUUCGACAGCGGCCUGGACUCCCUCAGAGAGGAGGAAUAUAACAAUAUUGUGAAAGAAAUGGAAAGUCUGAAAAUGGCUCCUGCGGGACCAACAAGAAUCGAGUGCAACAACGAGCCGUGGAAGCUAGAGAGGACCGAGGACGGAGACACGUUUCUUCAUCUGGCAAUUAUUCACGAAUCACCCGUGCACGCCAUGCAGAUGAUUGAUUUGUCUCGUGGAGACCCUUUCCUGAAUGCACAGAACAAUCAGAGACAGACUGCCCUGCACCUGGCCGUGGUCACAGAGCAGCCCCUUGUGGUGGAGAGGUUACUCCAGGCCGGUUGCGACCCGCAGCUGGUGGACGACUGUGGAAACACCGCCCUCCACAUUGCCUGUAAAAGGGGGUCCCUGGCCUGCUUUGGGGUGCUCACCCAGUACUGCUCCAGCUUCCUCUCCUCCAUCCUCACCAAGCCAAACUACGGUGGUCACAACUGUCUUCACCUAGCCUCCAUCCAUGGUUACCUCUGCCUUGUGGAGAGCCUUUUGAGGCUUGGCGCAGACAUCAAUGCACAGGAGCAGUGUAAUGGUCGCACCGCACUCCACCUGGCCGUGGACCUCCAGAACCCAGAGCUGGUCAAACUCCUCGUCUCCAAGGGCGCCGACGUCCACACCCUGACCUACGGGGGCUACACCCCGUACCACCUGACCUUUGGGCGGCAGAACAGGGAGAUCCAGCAGCAUCUGUACACCCUGACGGCAGAGGAGCUGAGGCAGCUGCCACAGAGCGAAUCUGAAGAGAGUGACGAGGACUCCUCGUCAGAGGAUGAAGAGAUGUACGACGAUAUUCAGCUGAUGGGACAGAAGUAAGGCGAUUGCAGACCCCUCUCCCACCAAACACAGCCGUACAAGGAAGAGACUUCUGUCGCAGGCAGACCCAGAGGCAUUGCCGUGGAGCUCCAGCCCCCAACACCAUACUCCCAGCCAGGGGCAGUAUAACUGGGCCAGAGACAGACACAGUCAGAGGCGAAGCUGAUGAUGGCGAUGGCUUUAGAAGAAUGAAGGAAUGGAUGAAGUAAUACGGGAAACCAGAAAGAUAGAGAAGAUGUUCCUGACUUCAUAAAGGAAACUCAUAUUUUCAAGAUGUGAAAACUCGAUAUCAUGUAGUAUACUGUACAUAGAAAGAGAUAUAUUUUUGUAUGUGUAAAUAUGUUCACAGCAAAUUGUAUAACACUAUUGUAAUAAUUCAUUUGCUUCAAGUAAGACGGAAGGAGUCAAGAAAUUCUUAAAUUAAAAAGGAUAAAUCUA